Gordionus sp. m RMFG-2023 is the source of this 843-nucleotide messenger RNA. RefSeq names its product acyl-coenzyme A synthetase ACSM4, mitochondrial-like. NCBI's taxonomy places the organism in Eukaryota, Metazoa, Nematomorpha, Gordioida, Chordodea, Parachordodidae. Gene Ontology annotation, biological process: acyl-CoA metabolic process; fatty acid biosynthetic process. Gene Ontology annotation, molecular function: fatty acid ligase activity; fatty-acyl-CoA synthase activity. The coding region runs from base 1 to 843 and encodes 280 amino acids. The record is from RefSeq and is a predicted model, not a curated record. The transcript has 9 exons.
AUGACAAACUUUUAUGAUUUCUUGAAAAUAAUUAAAAUCGUGGUAACCUAUCCAAUUACUAUAACUUGUUUUGUGCCAGCCCUUUGGUCUGGAAUCCUCAAGAAUUUUAAAGAAGUCAGAAGGAUUGCUAAGAGCAAAUUAAAAACUUGUUUAUGCGCGGGAGAAUAUCUAAACAAUGACGUCUUCUAUUCGUGGAAACAAAUGACAGGUUUAGACAUUAAAGCCGGAUACGGGCAAACUGAAUUAGGAUUAACUAUAGCUCAACAAGACAAUGUUGUUUUAACUCCUGGUUCCAUAGGCAAACCUCUCCCCGGCUAUGCAUUCGAGAUAUUGGAUGACAAUCAUAACGUAUUAAAGGCCAACGAAAUAGGAAGUCUAGCUUUAGCAUUGAAAAAAGGAUAUAGUAAUCAGCUGUUCAAGGAGUACAUGGAUGAUGAGGAAAGAACUAAUUCCGUUUUCGUAGGAGAUUAUUAUAUGACAGGAGAUCUAGCGAAAAUAGAUGAAAAGGGUUACGUAUGGUAUUGCGGUCGUAACGAUGAUAUGAUUAACAGAGGAAUCCGUAUAGGGCCCAUGGAUAUAGAAAGUAUGCUGGAAAAACAUCCGUUAGUUAGCGAGUGCGCGGUCAUAGGAAAAUUUUCGCCCGACCAAAAUCAAGAAAUCAUAAAAGCUUUCAUUAAAUUGAAAGAGAAUCAAUACAGAGAUUUUCAAGACAUUUACGACGAGUUGAGAAGCUUUUCGAGCAGUUCAACAUCCACUAUUUUUUGUCCCCAAGAGGCGAUUGUCAACUUUGGCAUACCUAGGGACAAAUCGAACCUGAACCGCUACAACAAUUUAAUCACUUGA